This is a messenger RNA of Epinephelus lanceolatus (giant grouper), 1247 nucleotides long. The record is from RefSeq and is a predicted model, not a curated record. Lineage: Eukaryota; Metazoa; Chordata; Actinopteri; Perciformes; Serranidae.
GUAUGUUGGCCAAUUCUGACAGUUCAUUUUAAUGCCGAUAUUGGCUGAUACCGAUGAUGUACCGAUGUUAUUGUGCAUCCCUACAUUUCACUACUUUUUUAAGAUCUUAUUGACCAAAUGAUGAAUUCUGAAUCAGGGCUGGGCAAUAUACUGAUAUUAAAUUAAUAAUGUGAUAUGACAGAAGCUUCUCAAAUGUGAGCAUUUGAUGCUUUUUGUCUUUGGUUUUCUGACUGUUGGUUGGACAAAACAAAACAUUUUAACAAGGAAAUUGUGACGGACAUUUUACACUGAUUUAUUGUAUUUUAUAAACCAAAAAUUCAUCAAUUGUCAGAAAAUGAAAAUAUCUGUAAUUGCAAAACUAAUUCAUUUUGUCAACAGACUGAUAUAACCACUAUCUUUUCUGUGCACACAAAUAAGGUUAUCAUAACUGAAAACAAUCUACUUUAAUGCCAACAAUUGGCGGUAACUGUGCAGGAGCAGCUGUCCAGACGUAUGGAGGAGUUGCAGGCAGAGAGGUCCAAAACUGAGGCUCAUAUCCAGUCUCUGAAGAAACGCAGGGCAGAUCUCUCUAGGAGCACAGAGCUGAUGAAGCAACAGGUUCGAGAGCACUUCCAGAACAUGCGGUGUGUCCUGAAGCAGGACGAGCAGGCCGUCCAGGACUCUCUGGAGCUGGACCUGAGACAGACCAGGACCAAACUGGACUAUGUUCUGAAGAACUGGGAACAGCACCAGGACCAGGUCACUAAGGGCAUCAAAAGCAUCCAGAGAGCACUGAGCAACAGCCCCGCAGCAGAGGAAGAUGGGAAGGGUCAGUCCGAGAAUCUGAGUCCUAAGAAGCCAGAUGCCUCUGAGAUGGAAAUUCGACUGAGUGAAGAGAGAUUUGAAAGACUCCUAAAAACAUUAUCGUCCAUCUCCAAACAACUGAAAGCUCAGCUGCAGAGGAAGACUCUACUGUUAGGUACUGAGGCUAUUUUUUCUCUAUUACAUAAAUCCAUUACACAAGCUUUUAAGGCAGCAGGGUGUUGAAGUGAAAAAUUGUCGGGAAAAUGACCUUAUCUAACCGUUUCUUUUUUUAAAAAAUGUACUUUUUAUUGACAUUCAGCGACAAAUGAAGUAUGUACAUCUACUUCAAUUAUUAGUCAAAGAAUAUCAGCCUGAAUGUCCUUUUUUUAGGACAAAAAGAACACACAAGAGGGAGAAAUGGUAAAGGAGGAUUUAUGCCUCGUACACACUACACAACUUUUCUG